AUGCUGUGGCUGCUGCUUCUGACUCUCCCCUGUCUGAGGGGCUCCGUACCUGUGACCUCAGAUCCUGGCCCAGGGACUGAGCUACUGGGCGUUAUUGGGGGACAUGAUGCUUCCAAUAGAGCGUGGCCAUGGCAGGUGGGCGUGUGGUGGUACCCGUAUGAAAAACAGGACCCGAAUCAUCCCUUUUGUGGGGGCUCCCUCAUCCACCCCCAGUGGGUGCUGACUGCUGCUCACUGCAUUCCAGAGGAAAACCCCGACCCUCAGCACUUCAAGGUCCAACUAGGAGGAGUGAGACCCUCAUUGAGUGACAGUGUGCCGGUGGCUAGGAUCAUCCGCCACCCAGAGUACAGGAUUGAAGAGGGAGCACUAGGUGGGGCGGACGUGGCGCUUCUCAAACUGGGGUCCCCAGUGCGACCAUCUAACCUUGUCAAGUGGAUCAGACUCCAGCCACCCUCCGCUGCAUUCCCCCCAGGAACCCCAUGCUGGGUGACUGGCUGGGGCAGGAUUGGUCCUGAAGAGCUGCUGCCGUGGCCAUACAAUCUGCAGGAAGUGGAGGUACCCAUCGUGGCAGAUGAGAUCUGUAGGCAGCAAUAUGGCCAAUUUAUAAAGGACGACAUGCUGUGUGCAGGGAGCUUGGGCCAGAACGCCUGCGAGGGCGACUCUGGGGGCCCCUUGGUCUGUAAAUGGAGGAACACCUGGGUCCAGGUAG
Pipistrellus nathusii (Nathusius's pipistrelle) is the source of this 709-nucleotide messenger RNA. NCBI's taxonomy places the organism in Eukaryota, Metazoa, Chordata, Mammalia, Chiroptera, Vespertilionidae. The record is from the annotation of a GenBank genome assembly.